UCAACUGUCACAAAGUCCAAAAUUGCAACUCACGAAUCCGCUGUUUUCAUACAAAUCAUUGCGAGAUAUCUUCCAUAGUUUUUCAAUUUUUUCGCUGUUUUUCUAUCCGAAAUGCCUGUAGAAAACCUCGAAGAUCAAGGAUUAGAGAAAAAUCCUGAUUUGGAAUUGGCACACUACAAGUUUUUGUUAACAUUGCCCGAAUAUAGGAAUGAUAAAACCGUCCAUGCCAAGCUCACUGAAGCUAUUAAAAAAGAUGAUAUGACUCCAUGGUAUGAACUGAUAUGCCAAGAUGUCGGUUGGAAACGGGAUGAGAAGAUGAUAAAACUUCUGAAAGCAAAAAAUGAGGAAGAACUAAAAAAACUGAAUGAUGCAAUUGAAGAUGCAGAAAAGAACUUGGGUGAAAUGGAAGUUAGAGAGGCUUAUUUAAGAAAAGCUGAAUAUUACAGCAAAAUUGGAGAUAAGGAAAAUGCUGUUAGUACCUUUAGACAGACGUACGAUAAGACUGUCUCACUUGGACAUCGUUUAGAUAUUAUAUUCCAUCUUAUUAGAAUUGGCCUGUUCUUUAUGGAUCAUGAUCUUAUUACUCGAAAUAUUGAAAAGGCUAAGAGUCUUAUUGAGGAAGGUGGCGACUGGGACAGGCGCAAUCGUCUGAAGGUUUACCAGGGGGCCUAUUGUAUGGCUGUAAGGGAUUUCAAGACUGCUGCUAAUUUAUUCUUGGAUACCGUUAGUACUUUUACAUCGUAUGAGCUGAUGGACUACAAAGCAUUUGUGCGUUAUACUGUCUAUACUUCUGUAAUUAGUUUACCCAGGAACCAAUUAAGGGAUAAGGUGGUAAAAGGCUCUGAAAUAUUAGAAGUACUUCAUUCAGAACCUUUUGUCAAGGAUUAUUUAUUUUCAUUGUAUAAUUGUCAUUAUGCUGACUUUUUUAAUAAUUUAGCUAAAGUAGAAGAAAUCUUGAGGAAAGAUUACUUUUUAAAUCCCCACUAUAGAUAUUAUAUCAGAGAAAUGAAAAUUUUGGCUUACACACAGCUAUUGGAAUCAUACAGAAGCCUCACCCUGCAAUACAUGGCCGAAGCCUUUGGAGUUACUAUGGCUUUCAUUGAUGAGGAACUUUCCACGUUUAUUGCGAGCGGAAGACUUCACUGCAAAAUAGAUAGAGUGGGGGGAAUCGUUGAAACCAACAGGCCGGACUUGAAAAACGCCCAAUUCAAUUCGGUAGUGAAACAAGGAGAUUUUUUGCUUCAACGUGUCCAGAAAUUGUCGAGAGUUAUUAAUAUUUAAUUUUGUUGUUGCAGUGUGUGCUAAGAUUUUAAUAAUUUUUUGCUUUCAAGUAUUUAACAUUUAUGUAUUACGAAAAUACAUCAAUUUCCAGAGAAGUGUAAUAGGGAAUUUGAAAAUAAAACUUUUUAGAGAUCAUUUAA
Messenger RNA from Anthonomus grandis grandis, 1421 nucleotides. RefSeq names its product 26S proteasome non-ATPase regulatory subunit 6 (gene Rpn7). The record is from RefSeq and is a predicted model, not a curated record. Lineage: Eukaryota; Metazoa; Arthropoda; Insecta; Coleoptera; Curculionidae. The transcript is spliced from 6 exons. The coding region runs from base 112 to 1281 and encodes 389 amino acids. Gene Ontology annotation, molecular function: protein binding. Gene Ontology annotation, biological process: proteasome-mediated ubiquitin-dependent protein catabolic process. Gene Ontology annotation, cellular component: proteasome regulatory particle.